AUGUCAAUGAACCCAUUUUGCGAGAUAGCUUUGGAAGAAGCUUUAAGGAUCAAGGAAUCAGGGUUAGCCUCCGAGGUUGUCGCUGUCAGUAUGGGGCCUUCAGAGUGCGUGGAUACUCUGCGGACUGGUCUAGCGAUGGGAGCUGAUAGAGGGAUUCAUGUUGAGGUCACCUCUGUGCUGUAUCCAUUGACCGUCGCCAAGAUCCUGAAGAUUCUUGUUGAGGUUGAGAAGCUCGGUUUGCUUUUUCUGGGAAAGCAGGCAAUUGAUGAUGAUUGCCAUCAAACAGGACAAAUGGUUGCAGGGUUGCUCAGCUGGCCACAGGCUACCUUUGCUUCUAAGGUUGUUUUGGACAAGGAGAAACAGGAAGCAACUGUGUAUAGAGAAGUAGAUGGCGGUCUUGAGACACUAUCAUUAGACUUACCUGCAGUAAUCACGUAAGUAUUGUGCAAUUUGAGACUUCUAAUAUUCAAUACUAUGAAGUUCUUGAAGUCUUAAAAGAACCUCAACAUGUCGAGAAAUUGAAUAUAGAAUACUAUGAAAUCAAGAUGGCAAAAACGAUAGUAUGGUUCAUGUUCCAACCAAUAUCCGUGGUCUUACUUGAUUUAGGAAAGACCAAUUUUUGUUUUUGCAGUUAUAUCACUUUGACCCACAAUUGAACAACCUAAAUCGUCUUAAUUUGUGAUUCAACUGGCUAGUUCAAAGCAGCCAAACUAUUUGAUAAUGUUAGUAUGAUGUCAUGCUAAUGUUAUUGUAAUAUUUUACAACUAAUUUAAGACCCAACAGUUGGGAAGGCAUAAGCUAUUUCACCA
This is a messenger RNA of Mangifera indica (mango), 809 nucleotides long. RefSeq names its product electron transfer flavoprotein subunit beta, mitochondrial-like. The record is from RefSeq and is a predicted model, not a curated record. The transcript has 3 exons. Gene Ontology annotation, molecular function: electron transfer activity. Gene Ontology annotation, cellular component: cytosol. Lineage: Eukaryota; Viridiplantae; Streptophyta; Magnoliopsida; Sapindales; Anacardiaceae. Bases 1 to 438 code for a protein of 145 amino acids.